AUGGAACUCAAAUUAUUAAAAAAGAAACAAAAAAACGAAUCUAACGAAAUCUAUAAUAAGAUAGAUGAUCUUACCGAAAGAAUUUCUUUGUUUUAUGAAGAGUUCCAACAACAAAGAUUUCAGGAGGAUGAAACGUUAAAUAGUAAUCUUUCGAAUAAUAAUUCAAGAAAUUUUUCAAGUAGUUCUCAAGGUUCAAGAUGCACUUCGUUUUCAGAUCCACUUUUUCCGAAAUUUAAAACCCUUUUCGACGAGACCAUGCGAGAAAACGAUUAUUCUAAAGCCGAUAUGAUUGCUGAAGUUGUAAGCGAUCUUCGAAAGAAGAAAAAGAUCAAGGUUAUUUCGAACAAAGUGGUGGAAAAUUAUUAUAAUCAAACAACGAAACCCGACGCCAGGACUAUAGGAGCGAUCAAAGCUUGGAUUGAGCUCAAGACUAAAGGAAAAAAUAAAUCUACAUUUAACGAAUUGCAGAACAAUGGCUCUUCGAGCCUUAAUAAUAUUAAUGAAGUUAGUAGUGAUGAUAGCAAUGUAUGUUCAAUGGAAAAAAAG
Molecule: messenger RNA, 546 nt
Organism: Dentiscutata erythropus
Lineage: Eukaryota; Fungi; Glomeromycota; Glomeromycetes; Diversisporales; Gigasporaceae
Source: the annotation of a GenBank genome assembly